AUCACGAAGCACAAGGGCGAUAGCGGUUUGAUGGCGGCCUGCAGUCAGCUUCCAGUCUCGAUGGGCGGCGAGCCAACCCCCUCCUCUAAGUCGAAGAGACCGGGCUCUGCCGCUCCUCCGCCUUCUGGUCUCCUGCAACUGGAGGACUUCUCAGAGGAGGCUGCCGAGAGUGAAGCGGAACUGUCGGAAGACGCCGCCGCUGCAUUGGGGCCGCCGAGGGGCUACGCAGGAAUGCCGUCAGAGGGCCGCUGCCAGGACAGGUCAAGCAACCGGAUCAUGGCGGACAUCAGGAAGAAGGGCAUCACCAAACAAGAGUGUGCGGAUUUCUGCGACAAGAAGUCGCGCUGCAACGGCUUCCAGUUUAGUCCGGGAGUCUGCGACAUCAUCACGAGCAAGAUGCCGGUUUUUGCCGAUGGCCGCGCGGGCUACCGCUGCUACCUGAAGUUAUCCGCCGCCACUAACGCCGGAGUGCCAAUCCCGCCCCGGGUCGUCCGACCAAAGCCGCAGGAUCCUUACCGGCCAAAACCGGCGAAGCCAGCGUACCGCCCGAACAUGUACACUCCACCUCCGACCCGAACGCGGCCAGUGGUCCCUGGCUUGGGGUACCACGGCCAUCACACUGUGAGGCCUGGCACGAUGAUCAAGAAUGACCAGCAGAAGCUGGAAGAGGCUGCCGUCCCGGAUGGCGCCAACGAGAAGGUGGACAAGCUGAUGGACAAGCUCAACCGCCUGGUCGGGUUGACGAAGGUCAAAGCAGGUAUGGCGGAGUUGAGAGCAAUGGUGGAGUUUGACCUGUGGCGCAAGAAGCUUCUUCCCGAUGCCAAGUCCCUCAUGGGCCAGUCUUUCCACAUGCAGUUCCUUGGAAAUCCAG
Symbiodinium sp. CCMP2456 is the source of this 871-nucleotide messenger RNA. NCBI's taxonomy places the organism in Eukaryota, Dinophyceae, Suessiales, Symbiodiniaceae. The record is from the annotation of a GenBank genome assembly.